Messenger RNA from Hydractinia symbiolongicarpus, 2195 nucleotides. RefSeq names its product synapse differentiation-inducing gene protein 1-like. The transcript is spliced from 4 exons. The record is from RefSeq and is a predicted model, not a curated record. Gene Ontology annotation, cellular component: membrane. Lineage: Eukaryota; Metazoa; Cnidaria; Hydrozoa; Anthoathecata; Hydractiniidae. Bases 131 to 577 code for a protein of 148 amino acids.
AAACUUUUUCUGUCAUCUCCUUGCAGAAGUUGCAAAAACCAUGAGGACUUCUGUUAUAUGUUCUAAUACUUCUAAUAUAAUAUUAUAUAGACUCGAUUCCAAUCACAACCAAAAAAUUAAUUGACAUGUGAUGGAAAGAGAACAUUUGCUACCCAAAGGUCCACAACUUGACAGUAAAAGAGAAAAUGAACACUAUCAAAAACGAGAGCAGAGGGCAUUACAGCAGCCUACUGUGAGGGAUUAUGAUCCAUUACCUACUGAUCCUCCUUUAAUCACACAAAAUUAUGGUGCAGCUGAACACUUUCAUUCUUCCACAAUUAAUAUUAAUGGCGAAGACUUAAAAGAACUACCAAAUGAAUAUGCUGGACCAGCUUGGCUGUCAGUUUUGUUCUGUUGUUUUCCUCUUGCAGCUUUAGCAAUCCAUGAAUCAAACCAGGUUAAAAUAUCAAUUGAGAGAAAUGAAAUCGAUAAAGCACAUAUCCAUUCAAUAGCUGCUAAAAAAUUUUCAUCUUUGGCUGUAGUUUUUGGCAUAUUGUUUUUAAUUUGUGGGAUGAUCCUUCUAGCAAAAUUUGCAUAGUUUUCAUAAUGACAUAAAUAGACAAAAUAUUUUUAUAGCUUUCUUGUUUUUAAAAUUUUUAGCCAGAUUCUUUUGAAAUGGGGCUUAAAAUCCAACGUCAGUUUAGGCCCGUCCCAUUGGACUGUGACUAAAUACUUUGCGAGUUUUUUAAAGAAAUACUAACAUAAAAAAUUCAUGCAAGUACAGUAACCUUUUUCUUAUAAUAUGCUACUUCCAUCUACUUUCACUUGUUUGCUGAUUAUCUCUUUGUUGACGUUAGUAAAUUAGUUUGAUGUUAAUACCCAAAAUUAGUAGGGUAGCCAUUGCAUUAACCCAUAAAUUCAAGGCCAAGUAACUCAGAAUCCAGUGGAAUAGCUGAUGUCUUUUCCUUAACAUCAUCCUAUUAUUUUCAUCAGCGUUACAAGCAAUCAAUCAUUUUUUUCAACUGUUCAACCAAAGUGGUUUUGGUUUUAAAAGUAAACAAACAAAAGUGAUUCGUUUUGAAAAUAUAUUUUUUGUAAUGGCACAAAAUAGAAAAAAUAUUAAGGAUGGUGAAAAUGAAAUAUAAAUUCUUCUGAAAUAUAACUUUUUCAAAAAUGUGUGGUUUUAACAUCUUGAAACGUCAAUUCUUUUCAAGAAAACAUGCCGAUUUUAAAGGGGUAAAGACUUUUUUGUUGUCCAUGUAAACCUGGCUUAAAGAAAUAUUUUGCUUCACAUUCACAAUUUCUAUUGUCAUACCAAUUUUUGCGCUGUGGCAAGUUUUUUUUGUUAAAUUUACAACUUCUUGUGCAACCACAAGUAGUUCUUAUAUAAAUUACUUAUACCUGAAUCUCAGUGUAUGUUCAAAAUAACUCUUGUCAGAUUUCAAGCCCUGUUGAAGUAUCAAUGCCUAUUCCAGGGAGUUUUGGUGUGGCGUUUUAUGGACCUGAUUUGCUAACUCCAUCUUUUGAAAUUCAAAUCAUGAUGUAAUAUUUCCAUGUAUGACACAAAACAUGAAUUCAGUAAACGAUGCCAUUUUUUUAUUGCAAUUCGUAUUUUCAUUUUUCAAGAAUUUUUGUAUUUAAUCUGACAAUUUUUAACUGACAUCUUUUAAACAACACCACUGUUUAAGAUGUUGACAGUUAUUUGUUCAAAGUAAUACAUACAGUCUGGUAACUUUUAAAUCUCUUGUACAGUUGGUUUUUUUAAUUAUGGUGGAAGUGUUCAAACAGAUUUGAUUUUUUAAAUUAUUUUAUUAUUCUAAUCAAGCAUUUUAAGGAAUGAUAAUAUGGAAUAGUAAUACAGAAUUUUUAUUUAUUUUACUGCAAUAAGAAAUUUGACCUAUGUUCUCUUAAUUUAGCAUAUAAUAUUGUGCAUGAUAUUGUUUAGUUGCUUUCACAAAUUCAGUUCAUAUUUUAGCAAAAUAGUGAUAUAUAUAUAUAUAUUAUAAAACAUUUUGUGUCUGUAAUACACAUUGCAUUAGGUGCAAACCGGGAUUAAACAUGCUGUCGACCAUGUCACAAAAUAAAAAAAUUGUAUUACAUUAUUUUACUUGACAUGUGUUUUUGAUGUCAUUGGGUUUAUAUUAUAUUAUAUUAUUAUUAUUAUUAUAAAACAUUGUACAUGGUUUUUUGUAACAAAUAAUGCAACUAUCUGAAAA